CCGACCUGGUGAUCCACCUGCUCAGCCUCCCAAAGUACUGUGUUUUAUAGUGUGAGCCACCACACCCAGCCUAAAUGAAAUAUUCUGAGUAAAGGCCUUAGGACAGAGCUGGGAGAAAAAUGUAGUGUUCAGUGACUAUUAGCCCUUCUUUUUUGUUUCAUUUUCAAAUGUCUUCUUCUUUGCCCAUCUCCCCAUAGACCUCAGACUGUGCCCUUUCUGGAGAGCAGUCUUCUGUGUUAUGCACCUUCGUUUCCUGCAGUCCCCAUACCUGCAAGGUGUUUCAUGGGAGUUUCCUGAAUGCACACAUGAGUAAAUGAGGGACAGAUGGAUAAGAAGAGAGACUGCCCUGCUAUGUUCCAACUCAGUUGGAUCUGUCUCUGGGAUUCUUGGAUUUUUUUUUCUCCUGAAAAGCCUGAAACCAACUCUGAUUUAUCUAGUUUUAUUGUUCAUUUUGUUCUCCUACCCUGUAGUGUGGGCUAGAGGGACAUUCACUGUAAUGGACCUCCACCACAGGGAUCAGGUCUUCAAUACUGAAGGCUGUCAUCGAAGCAUGCCAUCACACCCUAGGGAACUGCUAGCCAGACUCUCCUAUGAAUGUAAUGUUAAUUUUCAAUAAUUGGUUACUCACUGAUUAAAGAGUCUUAUUAGGUUCCUCUCUGAUUUACCCUUGGAUCCUGACCUAUCCGAAUAGGAUAGUGUCAGGUACGUGUCACUGUUGAACGCAACCGUGGAACAGUCUUCUAUUUAGAUUCUAAGUGCUCUGAGCUCUUAGCCGGGAAGUUGGUGAUUCUGUUUAGUGGGACUGUUUUUCUUUGUUUCUCUUGAAGUAGAGAUGCAAUGUGAAACUUUAUUCAUGCAAGAACGAGGCAUGUCAAGGAAGAAAAACGUGAAAUGUGGUGGGAGAACACUGGUGUCCUUGCAGUCCUCCCAUGUGAUAACGAUGGCAGUACAGCUGUAGGUGGCAGUGCAGCUGUAGAUGGUAGCAUGACUGCAGAUGGCAGCAUGAACGUAGAUGUUAGCACCACUGUAGAUGGCAGUGUGGCUGUAAAUGACAGUGCGACUGUAGGUGGUAGUGCGGCUAUAGAUGGCAGCAUGGCUGUAGGUGGUAGCGUGGCUGUAGAUGGCCGUGCGACUGUAGGUGGUAGUGUGGCUGUAGAUGGCAGUGCAACUGUAGAUGGCAGUCUGAAGAUGGCAGUGCAGCUGUAGAUAGUAGUGCGACUGUAGAUGGCAAUGCAGCUGUAGAGUAGAUGGUAGUGUGACUGUAGGUGGCAGUGUGGGUGUAAAUGACAGUGUGGCUGUAGAUGGCAGUGCAACUGUAAAUGGCAGUGCGACUGUAGAUGGCAAUGCAGCUGUAGAGUAGAUGGUAGUGUGACUGUAGGUGGCAGUGUGGGUGUAAAUGACAGUGUGGCAGUGUGACUGAAGAUGGCAAUGCAACUAUAAAUGGCAGUGUGACUGUAGAUGGCAGUGCAGUUGUAGAUGGUAGUAUGACUGUAGAUGGUAGUGUGACUGAAGAUAGUAAUGUGACUGAAGAUGGUAGUAUGACUGUAGAUGGUAGUGUGACUGUAGAUGGUAGUGUGACUGAAGAUAGUAAUGUGACUGAAGAUGGUAGUAUGACUGUAGAUGGUAGUGUGACUGAAGAUGGUAGUGUGACUAAGGAUGGUAGUGUGACUGAAGAUGGUAGUAUGACUAUAGAUGGUAGUGUGACUGAAGAUGGUAGUGUGACUGAAGAUGGUAGUGUGACUGUAGAUGGUAGUAUGACUGUAGAUGGUAGUGUGACUGAAGAUAGUAAUGUGACUGUAGAUGGUAGUAUGACUGUAGAUGGUAGUGUGACUGAAGAUAGUAAUGUGACUGAAGAUGGUAGUAUGACUGUAGAUGGUAGUGUGACUGAAGAUGGUAGUGUGACUAAGGAUGGUAGUGUGACUGUAGAUGGUAGUGUGACUGAAGAUGGUAGUAUGACUAUAGAUGGUAAUGUGACUGAAGAAGGUAGUAUGACUGUAGAUGGUAGUGUGACUGAAGAUGGUAGUGUGACUGAAGAUGGUAGUGUGACUGUAGAUGGUAGUGUGACUGAAGAUGGUAGUGUGACUAUAGAUGGUAGUGUGACUAUAGAUGGUAGUAUGACUGUAGAUGGUCGUGUGACUGAAGAUGGUAGUGUGACUAUAGAUGGUAGUGUGACUGAAGAUGGUAGUGUGACUGUAGAUGGUAGUGUGACUGUAGAUGGUAGUGUGACUGUAGAUGGUAGUGUGACUGAAGAUGGUAGUGUGACUAUAGUGCCUCAGGUCUGAGCACUAACAUUUCCACACUAAACAAGGAAGAGGGUUGGCUGCAUGAGACUGCAGAAUAGAAGUGGAAUAGAAAGCUUUUAUUUCAUCUGGCCAGCCUGCCCUAUAUCCAUGGGGUUACGUUGACAUGAACUGGGACUUCCAAGCAGGCCCAAUCGCCAUAAACCUUAGCAGCUGGGUUUCCUACUGAUUUGAACAGCAACUUGGAUUUUGUCAUUAUUUAAUUCAAAAGAAUAGGAGUGAAUUGGGUUGGUCACGUAGGUGUUCUACAUUCUGAUGCAGCCUGUCCUGGUGAAACCAUCAGUCUGUAACUCUCUCAACACAACUCUGAGAUUCAGCGUUGAUUGGGUCACUGGGACCAAGGGUCACUGAUUCCUUUUGCAGCCUGUGAUUUUUAGACAGAAUGCCUGCUGAACUCUUAGCCUCCUUAAAUGUUUAGUAAGAUCUCUGUCUAAUGCUCUCCUCGUACUAAACCUGGGUUUUCAGUUCCUUCCAGGUCUCUGUGGAAAACUGAAGAUUCAUGUGCGCUUUCAGAAAAGAGGUUCCAAGGAAAAGGGCAGCCAUUUAGUUUUCACAAGUCUGGGCAAUGAGCGAUUUCGAGCUUCCGUCCUUGGCUGACAUCAUGAACACCAGUGCUGCUGGCCUCUAUCACAAGAACAGUGGGACUUCGUGCUUAGCCUUCCUGGGAAGGGCCUGUCCCUGGGUCAUGUCCCCACUGACCACAGGAGGAAGAGAUGGCGUGAGGAUCCGGGGGGUCUGGCUCUGCGUCCACUCAUCUCUGUGUGGAUGCCUCCUGUCUCCCGGGUGAUAACCGGUCACCCGAAUGUGUCCUUGGCAUCAUUCCUGGCUUCUCCUGCUGCUUGAUAACCCUCUGGCUGCACGGAGCCCAGGACGGAGAAGGAGAGGCCUCAUUCUCCCGGGGGGAUGCAGGCUGAGACCACCAUUCUCUGGAUCAGAGUUUCGUGUUGGGGAGGUACUCCAGGGAAGGACAGUGAGCUGAUGCUGUGACAUUGCUCAGGAUGGAGGCCCAGGGCAGACAGCAUCACCAGCUGCCACAGGAGUCGGGUUUCCAGAGGGGCUGUGUCACCAGCCCUGGUGACGCCACGUCGGUGUGCCUUUUGACACAUUCCUGUGGAGUGUCUGAAGAAAAACAGGACACACGCAUUCCUGAUAAGAUUGCACCAAAUGGCCAGGGCGGGGGCUCCCAGCCUCCCUCUGUCUCAGUUGGGGGCAGAGGGGCAGGGACAGCCAGGAGAAGGCCGAGCCAGAUGCUGCUGGGUUUCCCCAGGACUCCGCCCCACUGACGUCUUAGUUAAACUUCUUCACCUGAGCCUCUCUUAUGGCGUGGUUGAGUCACACAUGAGAGGUUUUUUUCUGCCUGGAGGGGCUCUUCUUAUGGGAGAACAGGGGUGCGAGGUGUGUGGUGUGACUCUCAGGGAUGCGUCUGGACUCUAUCAUGUCUGAGUGUCCCCAGGGCCAGAGCACUGGGGGCGGGAGGCUGUGGUUUAUCAAGCACCUUCUGCCAGCUGAGGCCGUGACUUUGUGUCCCUCCCUGGAGAAGGCUUUAAGGUCAGCCUCUUCUUCCUUUGGUCCUGAGCUUGCCCUGUCUCCUCCUCAUUCCCCAUGUCCACAUGAAAGGGCAGUGUUCACAGGUGGGUUGGUCUGAGAUUGAAAUAGCAAGGCCUGGGAUUUUCUGUUUGAGUAGCCCCCUCGAGUCAGCCUCAGAGGAGCCCAGACCUCCUGGAUGGCUUUCGGUGAGCCUCCCAGUGGGCACGACACUCGCCACCAGAUGCUGCAUGGACUCAGCUUCCACAUUGCCACGGGUACGGCCUGGUCCUUGCACUACCAGGGGCAGGAGGGACGCUAUGCCUGUGGGGUGAGUACUCUAUCUCAAGACAAAGCAGUUCUCCAGUGUCUGCCCCACUUUUCUAUAAACCUGGGAGUCCAGCCCAGUGCAUUGGCUGGAAGGAGAGGAGACGCCUCCUGUUCCAGCUCAGGGUGCUCUGCGGACCCCACUGCCUGCCCCAGCCCUGGUGCUCCGGGGGGCCCCAAUGCCAUAGAUGUGCUUCAGGGGGAGCAACUGGGGCUGUUCCAGAGGACCAAAAUGGGCAGAGACCCUAAAGAUAUCCAUGGAUUGACCCCUGCUCUCUGUGGUCCCUGCCUAGCUGGCCUCCCCUCCUCACACUCUCCACAGUUCUCAUGCAAUGCAGCACCUCUAAAAAUGCUGUCCUAAAAAUGUGUGCUUUGGAACAGCAGCUUCCUCCUCUCCAACCAAGUUCGGGCCCCUUCUACCCUUCAGUGGCUGUAGGCAGUCGGUGAGGGCCCUGGAUGGGGUGGGCCGGGGGCAGGGCAGGGCGCUGUGGGCUCCGGGCAGACACACCAACCUGUUGUGUUUGGAGAUGCACCUGGGAGUGUGCUGAUAUCUGUGUGGAGGACCACGGGUCUGUUCAUCCCCCAAUGGCUGCACCCCGGGAGGCUGCAGCGUGUACUAUUCAGCCCCCACACCACAGUUAUUCUUGUAUCUGCCUCGCCGCUGGCCUUGCUGCCCACGACUCCCUCAGGUCAGCCCCAAGUCUCUGUCAAACUUUCAUCCUCCACAAUUCUGCGCAGCCUGUAAAUGCUUAAAAAACAUUGCAGAACAGGUGAGUCACAUUACAGAAAGGAAGCGACCUGGAAAAGCACACACAUUCCCUCCGCUCUGCACCUGUGAAAGUAAGGGAGGGGCAUAAGGGGGUGGGACCUGCACAAGGUGCAGCUGAUGGAGAUGUAGUCUUUGGGGAAAAGCCCUGGCUCUGAAAUGGCAAAGGCCGCGUGCCUGGGAAAAAGAAAAAUGUGUCUGAUCCAGAGAUGGCCGCCCUGCCCCAAAGGCUGUCACGCUGCCAUCCAGUUAUCUCUUCUGCAGUGAUAGAAUGGGCUUGACCUAAAAAUUCAGUGACAGAAAAAUGUCAUCUAAUGCUGCUUAGUGAAGUCGGGCGGUCAGCGGAUGAGGGCAGAAGGUCACUGGUCUUUGACAGAACUCGUGGACAGCGAAAUAACAAAACAGGGUUCAGGCUGCAUGGUCAGCAACAGAGACAAACAAUUCGUCCAAAAUAAACAAGUGAGCUCCCAGCAGAAGCCUGUGAAUCUCCCGUUCUGCUCAAACCACACACAUGUGGCCCGCAGAGGAGCCUGCAGAGGCCCCCGGGGCACUCAAGAGGCGGAGCGUGAGACCCAGGCCACCGGCUGUCCUCCCUGUCAGAACAAAAGGUUCAUGGAAAAGGCCAGGAGGACACAGCGAGGGGAACCGAAUGCCAACGGCAUUUCCUGGAUCUUUUGCACCAUAGUCUAAGCAUUUAGAGGAAGCACCGUGAGUUUGCUGCCCUGGAAGCCGACGUGCUCCCCAGACACAAGAGGCAGGACUGCAGGCCUCACCCCACAGCUUGAGAGGCUGUGUUGGGACACAUCGAGGAAGGAAGCCUUCAGUGACACAGAACCUGGCUGACUUACACACCCGCUGUCUAAAGACAGGGUGCUGGCUGGUGAACUCGAGCGACUCACGGCAGACCCGGAGUGAAAGUCAUGGGUCUGUACCUGUGUGGAGUCCUCCAUGACUGGGCUCGCAGAGACCGAGCUGGACUGCGCUGUGCAUUGGCUGGAAGGAGAGGAGCCACUGUGAGCCCCGGCUCACAGCGCUCUGCCACCCAGUGCCCACCCAACCCUGGUGCUCCAGGGGCACCCCCAUGCCACAGACACACGUCAGGGGGUCAACUGGGGCUGUUCCCAAGGACCAGGAGGGACAAAUGCCCUAAAGAUGUCCAUGGUUUGACCCCUGCUCUCUGUGGGCCCUGCCUGGCUGGCCUCCCCUUCUCACACUCUCCACAGUCCUCAUGCAACGCAGCACGUCUAAAAAGGCCGUCCUGAAAUGUGUGCUUUGGGGAAGAACAGCUUCCUCCUCUCUGAGUGGAGAGGGCUGGCCCAAUGAGGUGUGAUUUUCAUUGCGGUAAAAUGUGCAUCACAUAACACUGGGCCCUUGUCGCCGUUUUUAAUUGUACACUUUGGAGGCAUUAUGUGCGUUCAUCGUCACCACCUUCCACCCACAGAGCUUCUUCGUCUUCCCAAACGGAAACUCUGCCCUCAGUAAACCCUCCCUCCCCUCCCGCAGCCCCUGGCACCUGCCUUCUCUUCCCUGUCUCCGUGAACCUGUCAACUCUUUGGACCCCACCUAAGUGGAGUUGGGCAGGAUUUGUUCUCAGUGACUGGCUCAUGUCACUCAGCAGCCGGAAGGCUCAUCCGCGCCGCAGCCUGUCCCAGAAUCUCCCUCCUCUAACGCUGGUUAAUAUCCUGCUGCACAAAAAAACCAAACAGGAUGAUAGUUUGAUACCCGAAAUCCACUUGAAAAUUGGUAAGAAAA
This is a messenger RNA of Macaca mulatta (Rhesus monkey), 6669 nucleotides long. NCBI's taxonomy places the organism in Eukaryota, Metazoa, Chordata, Mammalia, Primates, Cercopithecidae. The record is from RefSeq and is a predicted model, not a curated record.